Molecule: messenger RNA, 4591 nt
Organism: Micropterus dolomieu (smallmouth bass)
Lineage: Eukaryota; Metazoa; Chordata; Actinopteri; Centrarchiformes; Centrarchidae
Gene: rimkla
Product: ribosomal modification protein rimK-like family member A
Exons: 5
Coding region: 841-2046 (401 amino acids)
Biological process (GO): protein modification process
Cellular component (GO): cytoplasm
Molecular function (GO): ATP binding; metal ion binding; ligase activity, forming carbon-nitrogen bonds
Source: RefSeq, a predicted model, not a curated record
AAGUGAAAACGAUGACGACUCUAAACGUUCAUAUAAUAUAGACUUGAGAUCAUUUAUCAUCCCACAAAAGUGAUCAUACCGUUUUCAAACAGUACUUUGCCUUAGAAACCAUUACAACCUUUGGUUAGUUUUCACGUUAGCUGCGCGCGCCCCCGCGAGGGGGAUGCAGCUCUCGGCGGACAGAACUCCGCGCAACACCUGCCUCGGUUUCUGUGCACGGCUCGUGCGGGACUGGAGUUGUAAACGAAGCGCGUGCGCCUUUCAGCACCAGUACCUCGUGGAUAGCAGCCAACGGAGCAGAGAGGAUUGUCGUUGUGGGUUAGCUUAUUGUAACAAACCGGCGACUUAGCGGUUUGCAACGCCGUACAGCCGCUGCGAUUGCGGGAAAACUUCAUUGGUAGUUCUGAGUCGGAGAGGGGAAGCUGUAAAGCGACACAGCUUGAGCUUUGUUUGCCCCUGUGGGCCUCUCGGUCGAAGGAGACACGUUUCUGCGGGGAAACAUACCGGUUUCGACUCGCUUGCGUCGAAUUUGCGCGGUCUGGAUUCAACUAACUGCGCCCCGGGAAGACUAAAUGGCUGCAUACGAAGGGAAACAAAGGUGAUAUAGAACAUUAUUCGUCCUAGCCGGUUCGGUCCAGAUAAAGGUCGCCCCGUGGUCCGGUUUUAGCUACAUUACAGCCUGCUCGCACCACUAGCCGCCGAGGUCUCCAUUGUGUGAGCAUCGCCGUGCUAUUCCACUGCCGCCCGCCCUCCGGAUCACUCUCUCCGCACACCUGCCGCCUCCUACAGCUACAACUGGGUUUUUUAACCUUCUUUUUUUUUAAAUCCACGCAUCCAAAAAUGUGUUCUCGAGUCUGGUUCGUGACCGACCGGCGCAUCAGCCAGGAGUAUCCUCAAGUGCAGAUCCUCCGGGCACUGAAGGAGCACUGCGCCGACGAGGAUGUUGAAUUCCGCUCUCUUCUCAUGGACCAAAUCGUGUUAACGAUCAGCGAGGGACAAUUAGGUCUGCGAGUGGAGCAGGAAUUGGUGACAUCUUAUCCGCAGGUGGUGGUGGUACGGGUGCCCACGCCCUGGGUGCAGUCAGAUAGUGACAUCACUGUGCUGCGCCACCUGGAGAAGAUGGGCUGUCGGCUGAUCAACCGUCCCCAGGCCAUACUUAACUGUGUCAACAAGUUCUGGACCUUUCAGGAGCUGGCCGGCCAUGGGGUGCCUCUCCCGGACACUUUCUCCUACGGAGGGCACGACAACUUCCGUAAGAUGAUUGACGAGGCAGAGCCAUUGGGCUACCCUGUGGUGGUGAAGAACGCACGUGGCCAUAGAGGCAAGGCCGUGUUCCUGGCACGGGACAAACACCACCUGACAGAUCUGUGCCACUUGAUCCGCCACGACACCCCCUACCUGUUUCAGGAGUAUGUCAAGGAGUCGCACGGCCGGGAUGUGCGGGUGGUCCUGGUGGGCGGCCGUGUCAUCGGCUCAAUGCUACGUUGCUCCACUGAUGGUCGCAUGCAGAGCAACUGCUCCCUGGGUGGCGUAGGUAUGAUGUGCCCACUGAGCGAGCAGGGCAAGCAGCUGGCCAUAGAGGUGUCUAACAUCCUUGGCAUGGAUGUGUGUGGCAUUGACCUCCUGCAGCUCAAUGAUGGCUCAUUUGUGGUCUGCGAGGCCAAUGCCAAUGUGGGCUUCAUUGCCUUCGACCAGGCCUGUGGCAUGGAUGUUGCAGGCAUCGUCGCUGACUACGCCUUGUCAAUGCUCCCCAGCCGCCUCACCCGCAAGAUGUCCCUGCUGUCCGUCGUGUCGAGUACCAGUGAGACCAGCAGCGAGCCGGAGGUUUGCCCUGUGCCUGCUGGCGGCGGCUCACUACCCGAGGCCGUCUGCAACAUGAGCGUUGGUUCUACUUCCAGCGAGAGUGACCCGGAGCUGGCUGAGCCCUCCCAGUCCUCACCCCGUCAGUCCACAGCCCCCACUCUGCCUGAUCUCCCUGACCUCCCCGAUCCAGCCUACAACUUCAACACCCUCCUUGCCAAUGAGAUCAAGUUAUUGACUGAGUGAGAUUCAAGCGGCUUCAUGCACACACACAAAUACAUAACACGCAUACCUGUACGCAUGGCAACUGACAUUCCUUUUCAAAACACAUAUCGAUCCAAAAACCAUUAAAACAUAGGAUGUUAAAUGCAAAAUCAAGAGCAGAGAAAAACCCCAAACACACUUGCAGACAAAAUUACGGACACAACCACAGAAAUACAAACACCAAAACAAGAGCCAUCUCCUACUAACUCCCUGGAAAAAAACACCACAGAUCUGAGGCUGCUCCCCUGACUCUCUUCGCUUUGCCCCUCUACUCCCAGACAGCAAACCCCACUAUCCAAACCUAGCUUACACUGCAGCGUGGUGGCGAGAGUGGGAUAUACUGCCAAUAAUGACCUCUCCUAGCCUUUUUGCAAAAUUGUGAUGGUGACAGAUCUUUUCCGGUGGGUAUGUGAUACCUAUAAAGGCAUCCACCGGCCAUAUUCUUAUCCUUAAAACACAAUAACAUUAUUUAAGGGAGAAUCUACAGUAUGUUGUCAUAAAAGGGGGGUUUCCUGCUGAGAUUGUAGUCAGGUUUGGUGGAUUGGAGGUGAAAUGAAGUGUUUGUUGUUGUUUGUUUUGUUUUUUCAAAUGAUUAGCUCCUUCGGAGAGGAAUACAUUCUCAUGCUAGGUACAUUAUACUGUCAGUUCCAAUGUAGCAAUGUAGUGCACCUAUCAAGGACACAGAACAGAAUAGAGACCAUCCUGCAGCAACUGGAGAUGGAGGGACCUCAAGUCAAAUUUACUGCUAUUCCAAAUAACUGAAAUGAGAGGUGAAUUCACUACAUGACAAUAGUAUGCUGUAAAUCCAGCUAAAACAGAUUGUAUACAAAAUGUUUUUUUUAACCAGGUUACCGCGACACAACUCUCCUCUAAUUAAAAUCAAAUUUUUUUGAAUGAGUGAUAUUGAAAUGUAGCUGGAGCUGCUACAUUGACAGUGAAUAACAGGCUGACUUUGUGGUGUCACAGUGAUUUACCUUUCAUGCGUAAAUAAAAUAUUAUUAACCCAGAGUGCAUACACAUAGCACCAGAAAAUCAUCCUGGGUGCUAACACGGUGUCCAUAAUCAAUACUCUGUUCACUGUGAAUGAAGCAGGCUAAUGUAAAUGUACGCAAAACUGCAACCAAAACCUGUCCAAGGUAGUACAAAUAACAAAAAGCAGUUUUGUUUAAGAGUCACAACCUGUAAUAUAAAAAUGAAUUGAGUGCCAUUACUUGAUUUUUAUUAAUUUUAUUUUACAUUCCUACAUAGCUUGUUUGAUUAAUCUUACCAGCAGCAGCAGUCUGCUGCUUUUUAAAAUCCAUUCAUUGUCUAGCACUUUAUAAUAAACAGACGCAUUUUUUUUUUCUCACUCACAUUUAAGAAACAUGAGACAGAGUGUGAAAGCUGCGUCUACAUCUGUGAACAAAAUAUACCUCAAAACAGUGACUUCUCAGUCACUGCCAUAGGAUGACAUAUUCAAACAUACAGUACAUAUCAGCCAGGAUCCUUGUGGUUUUCAAAUGGCCCCUGAUAUACCAGGUGUUCCUUCCCUUUAUGUCUACGAUCUAAAAAGAUAGUUGUGUGAGAUAAACAGAUAGUUGUGUAUUCUUUUUUUUAAAUUUCUUUUUAGCUUUUUUGUAAAUAUUAAGGUAGUAAAUUAGCUUCCGUUCAUACUAGUAUCCAGCUGAUGAAACUAGAAACAGCUGAAAUAACUACCAACAUUGAAACCUUCAUAAGCUAUUGUGGACAACCAUAUUUGUACAGACCUGAAACACUGAAAGGUUGAAACUGAAAUUUGGUGCUAAUAUUUCUGGAUUUGGUUAGAUGUGAUUUCUCAGUCAUAUGAUUUGUAGAUUAUACUCUUAUUGUUUUCAACUUGUUUUUUGAUAAUAAAAAAAUAAAAAUGAAGUAUCCUAACCCACAAACAAUGUUGGCAUGAUGUACAAAUAAAAAAUGGAAACUAUAUUUUUGCAAUGUUACUUUUUCUUUCCUUAGAAAAGAAAGGAAAAAUAAAUCCAGGGAUUUCAGUGGCCAAGAGCUUAUUGCUUAAGGUUUUUGUUCCUGUUGAUUUACCUCCUGUGCACCUUCUGAAAUAACUAUCAACAUAAAGGUAGGGUAUGCUGGGGUAAAUGCCAUUCAUUAAGAAUAAUUUGCAGCUCUGAUCAAAAGCACAAAUAUAAAAACCUAGGUUGUUCCAUGUAGUGUCAAUGUUUUUAGGCUCAUAAACCGUUCUGUUGCACACAACUCAGGGAAGCAGCCUGGAUCUCACCCAUGACCCCCAAAGGCACAUCAUAUAUCCAUCCGAGAUAGAGACAUGUCAAAAACAUAAUACAUCCUACAGGCAGACAAAAAAAUACACAAACAACAUUGAAAAAAAGGUUGUAAACUACAGUAUAAAACAAAGCGGUGUAUACCAUGGUUAACAUGCACUUUUUUCCUUGCUUGUUUUUAUAUUGUUCCUUGUUUUCUUCCUAAUUUAUGGUAUUUUUAAAGACAAAGUGGUUUGUGUGCACUAAUAUUGUCUCAAUAAAGUGAAACCGCUGUGAAA